AUGGUGGAGAAAGUCCAGUGCCCUCUGGUGUCCAGUCUUGUGCAUGGCAGGGAAGAAACUCCUGGGACCUCUGAACAAGACUCUCAUCUUUCCCUGGAAAAAGGGAAACUUGAGGGAGCAAGGGCUGGAGGAAGUAAUGGCAUGGGAGGGCGCCCAGCUGCUGCCAAUGCUGCCCGUGAAAGAAGCAGAGUUCAAACCUUACGCCAUGCUUUCCUAGAGCUACAGAGGACUUUACCUUCUGUACCUCCAGAUACAAAACUCUCCAAGCUGGAUGUUCUCAUACUGGCCACAACCUACAUUGCCCAUCUUACCCGCAGUCUCCAGGAAGAAGAUGAGAAGAGCCAGGAACACCAGUCCACCACGCAGAGGAACUCAUCCAAUCUUAGUCCAGAGCUUCUGGGGACUCUACAAAGUGGGGACGGAUACUUACAUCCAGUCAAGAAAUGGCCAAUGAGAUCCAGACUUUACAUAGGAGCCACAGGACAAUUUCUCCACAAGUCAUCUGGAUCUGAGAACCAGAACCUAGACCAGAAUGCCCAACGAUCAGAAAGCUAG
Messenger RNA from Pseudophryne corroboree (corroboree frog), 555 nucleotides. RefSeq names its product transcription factor 24 (gene TCF24). Gene Ontology annotation, biological process: developmental process; regulation of transcription by RNA polymerase II. The transcript is spliced from 2 exons. The coding region runs from base 1 to 555 and encodes 184 amino acids. The record is from RefSeq and is a predicted model, not a curated record. Gene Ontology annotation, molecular function: DNA-binding transcription factor activity, RNA polymerase II-specific; protein dimerization activity; RNA polymerase II transcription regulatory region sequence-specific DNA binding. NCBI's taxonomy places the organism in Eukaryota, Metazoa, Chordata, Amphibia, Anura, Myobatrachidae.